AUGCUGCUAAAGUAUUUUGAGCAGACAAACUGCUCAUUUAAAGUGUCUGCCACUCUUCGCGGAAUUUCAGGUCAGGACACAAAGGUCGACUAAUCGUUCGGCAUAUGUCAACUGACUCAGCUUAUGGUCUCACGCCUCGCUUUUUUUCAGGAGGUGUGAAAGGUCGUCUGAAGUACUUGGCUGCGAGAGCUCGAAUACUGGUCUCGAAGUUUAGUCGGAUCAAAGUUCAAAUAUCGACUUUAGAACCGUCCAGAAAGCCUGAUGUUCUUCCGGUUUGCAACACCGGCAUAGACCAGGCUAAGGAUACCAAAGAGGGUUUAGCCGUGACACCCUAGUAUUUAGUUAGAUUUAAGUCAGCCCAGUUUUCAGACAAAGAUAAUCAGUUUACACUGGAAGUACGUCCGUCUGUUCAUCGGCUAAAGGCACCUUUCGGAUUCAGCUAA
Messenger RNA from Caenorhabditis sp. 36 PRJEB53466, 443 nucleotides. The record is from the annotation of a GenBank genome assembly. Lineage: Eukaryota; Metazoa; Nematoda; Chromadorea; Rhabditida; Rhabditidae.